Messenger RNA from Arabis nemorensis, 297 nucleotides. The record is from the annotation of a GenBank genome assembly. NCBI's taxonomy places the organism in Eukaryota, Viridiplantae, Streptophyta, Magnoliopsida, Brassicales, Brassicaceae.
AUGCACCUAGUCUCCAUAUAUAGAAAAAAUGUUGACGUGAAAGCACUCAUUGGAGGAGGAAUCGGAAUCGGAGGAUUUUGUGCUUUUAGCUUUUGGAACCGGAAGUCUGCCGCAAAGAAGAAGGCGGAAGCUGAGAAGGCUCAGAAGGAGAGAGUUGUCCAGAAGAUCAAAGCAGAAGAGAAGGCAAACCAGCUUGACGAGAUCGUUGCCUUGCAGCGAAAACAGAGCAAGGAUGAGAAACGGAUGAAGAAACAAAUGAGAAGGGAAGGAAAAGCAGCGACACCACCGGCGAAGUAG